CUUCUCCUGUAGGCUGUGCAUCUCUGCUUACCCAGCAUGCUUGUACUCCGCUACUGGAAGUAACCUGUCACUUUAAAAGAAAAAAAAAGCCACUGAGUGACCUUCCUUAGGAACGGGUUGCUAAGCUGGUGUUUUUGCUCCAAGACAUGGCUGCAGCUUCCCAGGGAGGAGCCCAGGGGCAUCUCCAACAUUCAACCUUUCCCUCCGGACCCUUUUAAGAGAUUUCAACAGCACCGUCUCUCUCCACUGCCAUCCUAGAAAGCAGAAUCUGCAAAGUGCCUUUUGUAAAGUUUCUUAAGGGACCCAUCUCAGCCAAAAUGAAUCCCAGGGAAGAAAAAGUGAAAAUAAUUACAGAGGAGUUCAUUGAAAAUGAUGAGGACGCAGACAUGGAAAGACAGAAGAAGAACUCAAAGUUUCGAAGACAGCCAAGAAAGAAACAGCCACCAACUGCUGUCCCCGAGGAAAUGGUGUCCGAAAAGUCCCACCUUGGCAACCAGGAGGAGCCUGUGCAAGAGGAGCCCAAGACCUGCCUCCUGAGUAUGACAGCCCAGAGAGGCCCACGGAGCUUACCUCCAAUUCCUUCAACUUCCAGAACAGGCUUUGCAGAAUUUUCCAUGAGGGGACGCAUGAGGGAGAAACUGCAAGCUGCCAGGUCCAAAGCAGAAAGUGCAUUGCUGCAGGAAAUCCCCACUCCUCGGCCCAGGCGCUUACGAAGUCCAAGGAAGGAAGAACUUGAGACUGAAUUUGGCACAGAGCCAGGGAAGGAGGUAGAAAGUACUCAACAAGAAAUUGAUUCCCAAAGUCAUUCAAGAGUAAAGUUCCGUGAUUCUGCACGAAAAAUCAAACCUAAACCUCAGGUUCCACCUGGCUUCCCUUCUGCAGAAGAGGCCUAUAACUUCUUCACUUUCAACUUUGAUCCUGAACCAGAGGAAUCAGAGAAAAAACCAAAAGCAAGACACAGAGAGGGAACUAAUCUAAAGGAGGAGGAAGGGGAAGAAGAAGAGCCACCUGCACACAGAGGAGAAAAGGAAACGGAUGAGGAAGAACUCCUUAAUGGUGAUGAUGCCGAGGACUUCCUGUUGGGCUUAGAUCAUGUGGCUGAUGAUUUUGUAGCAGUCAGACCUGCAGAUUAUGAAAGCAUCCACGAUCGGCUGCAGAUGGAAAGAGAAAUGCUCUUCAUACCGAGUAGGCAGACAGUACCUACAUAUAAAAAGCUUCCUGAGAAUGUACAGCCAAGAUUUCUGGAAGAUGAAGGCCUUUACACAGGGGUAAGACCAGAGGUGUCACGCACCAAUCAGAACAUCAUGGAGAACAGACUGCUGGUGCAGGACCCCGAAAGAAGAUGGUUUGGAGAUGAUGGCAGGAUCCUAGCUCUGCCAAACCCCAUCAAGCCAUUUCCUUCAAGGCCACAAGUCAAAACACAGGAGCUGAGCAUUAAGGCAGAGCUUGAAACAAUGUACAAAAAGGCAGUAAAAUAUGUUCACAGUAAUCAGCAUAUGAUCAGAUCUGGAGACCCUCCUGGAAAUUUCCAACUGGACAUUGAUAUUUCAGGGUUACUCUUCACUCAUCAUCCCUGUUUUAGCCGAGAGCAUGUUUUGGCAGCCAAGCUGGCCCAGUUAUAUGACCAGUACCUUGCAAGACACCAGAGAAACAAGGCAAAGUUUCUUACUGAUAAGCUCCAAGCUCUAAGAUAUGCUGUUCAGACUGGACUUGAUCCAGAGAAACCUCAUCAGUCUCUUGAUACCAUCCAAAAAACCAUCAAUGACUAUAAAUCUGAAAUUCGACAAACAAGAAAAUUGCGUGACGCUGAACAAGAAAAAGACCGGACAUUGCUUAAGACCAUCAUAAAAGUUUGGAAAGAGAUGAAAUCCCUUCGAGAGUUCCAGAGAUUUACGAAUACUCCCUUGAAACUUGUUUUGAAAAAGGAAAAAGUUGACCAGAAAGCAGAUGAAGAAGCAUAUGAAGUGGAAAUUCAAGUUGAAAUAAGUGAACUGUUGGAAGAGCACACGGAAGAGUACGCACAGAAGAUGGAAGAGUACAGAACAUCGUUGCAGCAGUGGAAGGCCUGGAGGAAAGCACAAAGGGCCAAGAAGAAGAAAAGAAAACAAGCAGCAGAAGAACAUCCCGAUGAUGAGACUGAGGAACCGUAUCCUGAGGAAGACCUUGUGAAACCUAUCCCUCCGGAGCCCAUUGAUCGAGCAGUGAUAGAGCAGGAGGUGAGGGAGAGAGCAACCCAGAGCAGGAGGAGGCCUGGGGAGCCCAUGCUGGUCCCAGAGCUAAGCCUGGCAGGGAGCAUAACACCCAACAACCAGUGCCCCAGAGCAGAGGUCUUGAGAAGGGAAGAUGUAAAGAAGCGCUCAUUGUACUUAAAAGUGCUCUUCAACAACAAGGAGGUGUCCAGGACAGUCACUCGGCCACUAGGAGCAGACUUCCGAGUUCACUUUGGACAGAUUUUCAAUUUGCAAAUAGUCAACUGGCCGGAGAGUUUGGCACUUCAGGUCUAUGAAACUAUUGGACAUAGUGGUCCCACCUUGCUAGCAGAAGUAUUUCUGCCUAUUCCUGAGACUACUGUUGUCACUGGAAGGGCUCCUAUUGAGGAAGUGGAGUUUAGCAGUAAUCAGCAUGUGACACUGGACCACGAGGGAGUUGGAAGUGGAGUGCCCUUCUCAUUUGAAGCUGACGGCAGUAACCAGCUGAUUCUGAUGACCUCAGGGAAAGUAUCUCAUAGUGUGGCAUGGGCCAUUGGAGAAAACGGGAUACCUUUAAUCCCUCCACUGUCACAGCAGAACAUUGGAUUUCGGAGUGCUUUGAAGAGAGCAGAUGCCAUCUCAUCUAUUGGCACAUCAGGACUAACGGACAUGAAAAAGUUGGCCAAGUGGGCAGCAGAGUCCAAGCUCGACCCAAAUGACCCCAACAAUGCCCCUUUGAUGCAGCUAAUCUCGGUUGCUACCAGUGGUGAAUCCUAUGUCCCUGAUUUCUUUAGACUGGAGCAGCUGCAACAGGAAUUUAACUUUGUUUCAGAUCAAGAAUUAAAUAGAUCCAAACGAUUCAGGCUUCUUCUUCUUAGAAGCCAAGAGGUGCCAGAAUUCCGAAAUUAUAAGCAAAUUCCAGUCUAUGACCGAGAAAUUAUGGAAAAGGUAUUUCAGGACUAUGAGAAACGGUUACGAGACAGAAAUGUAAUUGAAACCAAGGAACACAUAGACACCCACAGGGCCAUAGUAGCCAAGUACCUCCAGCAGGUUAGAGAAUCAGUGAUAAAUCGUUCCUUAAUUGCAAAACAGUAUUUUCUUCUUGCUGAUAUGAUAGUAGAAGAAGAAGUUCCCAAUAUCAGCAUUUUGGGCCUAAGCCUUUUCAAGCUGGCAGAACAAAAGCGACCACUGCGACCAAGGAGAAAAGGUCGGAAGAAGGUGACAGCCCAAAACCUGUCUGAUGGAGACAUAAAGCUGCUGGUGAACAUUGUCCGAGCUUAUGACAUUCCAGUGAGGAAACUGGCAGUGAGCAAAUUGCAGCAGCCAUCAAGGUCUUCGAGGAUGUUCAGUGAAAAGCGUGCUGCUUCCCCAAGCAUACACAGCCCAAACCACAAUGCUGACUACCCCCUUGGCCAGGUUUUAGUACGUCCUUUUGUAGAAGUCUCUUUUCAGCGAACAGUUUGCCAUACAACUACAGCUGAAGGACCAAACCCCAGCUGGAAUGAAGAACUUGAACUUCCAUUUAGGGCUCCUAAUGGAGAUUAUAGCACAGCCAGUCUGCAGUCAGUGAAAGACGUUGUGUUCAUUAACAUUUUUGAUGAAGUACUGCAUGAUGUCUUAGAGGAUGACCGUGAAAGAGGAAGUGGAAUCCAUACCCGUAUUGAGAGACACUGGCUGGGAUGUGUGAAAAUUCCAUUUAGCACAAUAUAUUUCCAAGCAAGGAUUGAUGGAACAUUUAAAAUAGAUAUUCCCCCAGUUCUUCUGGGCUACAGUAAGGAGCGAAAUACGAUUCUUGAGCGGGGUUUUGACUCUGUCCGAAACUUAAGUGAAGGUUCUUACAUCACUCUGUUUAUUACAAUUGAGCCCCAGCUGGUUCCUGGAGAGUCUGUUCAAGGAAAGAUGAGUAACAUGCUUAAGAAGUUUGAGUCUCAGGAAGAUGAGAAAUUACUUCAAGCAAGUGAGAAGUUUCAAGCAGAAUGUGCCUUCAAGUUCCCAAAUCGUCAGUGCCUUACAACAGUAAUUGAUAUAAAUGGAAAAACUGUUUUUAUCACACGUUAUCUCAAACCUUUAAACCCUCCUGAGGAGCUCCUUAAUGUCCACCCCAAUAAUCUACAAGCAACUGCAGAACUGGUGGCUCGAUAUGUGUCCUUGAUUCCCUUCUUGCCUGACACUGUCUCAUUUGCUGGUAUCUGUGACCUGUGGAGCACAUCUGAUCAAUUUCUUGAUCUCCUGGCAGGAGAUGAAGAAGAACAUGCAGUACUACUGUGUAAUUACUUUCUGUCUCUGGGUAAGAAGGCCUGGCUGGUGAUGGGCAAUGCUAUUCCUGAGGGUCCAACUGCCUAUGUGCUAACCUGGGAGCAAGGUCAUUAUUUAAUAUGGAAUCCCUGCAGUGGACAUUUUUAUGGACAAUUUGAUACAUUCUGUCCCUUGAAAAAUGUGGGCUGUUUAAUAGGUCCUGAUAAUGGGUCUACAAUGUCUGCAGCUUCGCUGACUGCCAGGGACUCUGAAGUUCAAAUUCAUCCAGACAGCCUACAAUUUUGUUUUUCAAAUCUGCCAACUCUGACCCCAAUGGCUUUUUUUUUAAAGAAACAGAAAGGGGGAGAGAAAACAGGAGUCUUGCUCUAUUGCCCAGACUGGAAUGCAAUCUAAAAAUCGGUAUUAAAAACCUCUUUUAUGCCAAUAAUUGUGCUUAACCGUGGAGACAGGAAGGAAUAAGGGAAGAAAAUAACAAACAGCCAACCAAUAUUUCGUUUAAGUCUGUGAAAUGCUAUGCAAAUACUGAAGAGUGAUUUACUUCCAAUUAUAUGGUCACUUUCAAAAUACGUGUAAUGUGAUACUGAGAAAAAUCUAUGUUCUGUGGACCUGGGGUGACGAAUUCUAUAAAUAUUCACUGAGUUUACUUGUUCCAGGUCUGAGUUCAAAUCAUAGAUGUCCCUGUUAAUUUUCUAUCCCGUUGAUCUGUCAAAUAUUAACAAUGUGGUGUCAAAAUCUCCUACUAUUAUUGUGUGGGAGUCCAAGUCUCUUUAUAAGUCAUUAAGAGCUUGUCUUAUAUAUUUGGGUGUUCCUAUAUUGGGUGCAUAUAUAUUUAUGAUCAUUGACUCCUGUUGUUGCAUCGAUCCUUUCACCAUUAUGUAAUGUCCUUGUUUCUUUUAGUCUUUGUUACUAUUAAAGUCUAUUUUGUCAAGAGAUGAAAGUUACAACUCCUGGUUUUUUUUUUCUUUCUUUCUUUUUCUUUUUUUUCUCUCCAUUUGAUUGGUAAGUGUUCCACCAAAGCUUUGUUUUGAGUCUGUGUGUUGUUGCUUAUGAGAUGGAUCUGGAUGCAGUGUAGCGAUGGGUUUUGACUUUUUAUUCAAUUUGCCUGUCUGUGUCUUUGAAUGGGGCAUUUAAUCCAUUUAAAUUUAGGAUUAAUAUUAAUAUUUGUGAGUUUAAUAUUGUCAUUUAAUGCUAGCCGGCCAUUUUGCCCAUUAGUUGAUAUAGAUUCUUUAUUAUGGAGAUACUCUUUACCUUUUGGUAAGUUUUUGGGAUGACUGAUACUGGUUGUUCCUUUCUGUGUGUAGUGCUUUUUUUUCAGAAGCUCUUGUAAAGCAGGCCUGGUGGUGAUGAAAUCUCUGAGUGCUUGCUUGUUCGUGAAAAAUUUUAUUUUUCCUUCAUUUAUGAAGCCUAAUUUGGCUGGAUAUGAUAUUCUGGGUUGAAAAUUCUUUUCUUUGAGGAUAUUGAAUAUUGACCCCCACUCUCUUCUAGUUUGUAGGGUUUCUGCUGAGAGAUCUGCUGUGAGUCUGAUAGGCUUCCCUUUAUGGGUAACCUGACCUUUCUCUCUAGCUGCCUUUAAAAUUUUCUCCUUUAUUUCAACCCUGGUGAAUCUAAUGAUUAUGUGUCUUGGGGUUGCUCUACUUGAGGAAUAUCUUUGUGGUGUUCUCUGUAUUACCUGGAGUUGAAUAUUGUCCUGCCUUACUAGGUUAGGAAAGUUUUCCUGAAUAAUAUCCUGAAGAAUAUUUUCCAGCUUGGAUUCAUUCUCUUCAUGACAUUCAGGUACACCUAUCAAACGUAAAUUAGGUCUUUUCACAUAGUCCCAUAUUUCUUGGGAGACUUUGCUCAUUCCUUUUUACUCUUCUCUAUCUUGUCUUCUCAUUUCAUUAAAUUUGUCUUCAACCUCUAAUAUCCUUUCUUCUGCUUGAUCAACUCGACUGUUAAAACCUGUGCAUAGUUCGCAGAGUUCUCGUAUUGUAUCCUUCAGUUCCAUUAAUUCACUUAUAUUCCUCUCUAGAUUGUCUAUUCUCAUUAGGAUUUCAUCAAACCUUUUUUCAAGGUUCUUAGUUUCUUUACAUUGGGCUAGAACAUAUUCUUUUAACUCACAGAAGUUUCUUAUUAUCCACCUUCUGAAGCCUAAUUCUGUUAAUGGAAUGCACUCAUUCUCUAUCAGGCCUUCUUCCCUUGUUGAUGAGGAACUGUGAUCCCCUGUAGAGGGAGAGGCAUUCUGAUUUUGGGUAUUCUCAGCUUUUUUAUGCUGGUUUAUUCCCAUAAUUGUAAAUUUAUCCACCUGUCAUCUUUGUAAUUACUGACUUUCAAAUUAGGUCUCUGAGUGGACGUCCAACUUGUUGAUUCCCAGUGCCGGAAUCUGAGCAACCCACUGCACCAGCUAAAACAGCUGCAUUAAGAUUCGUUGUGCUUUUCUACCCGGGAAUCUCCGGUCUGGCUUCCUUCUUGAGUCCCUUUUUCAAUCAACUGAAUAGGCAACUCUGCCUUCCCAGAGCUCCAAAUGUCAACCAAAAGGGGAUCCAGUCCCGUUUACUCUGCACCAAGAUCCACCAUGCCGAGAUACCAGCCACAAGAGUUGUGCUGGCGACCUGUGGAGCUCCUGCACUAGGAAUGUCCUGGUCCAUGAGCAACAAAAAUUCAUCUGAAAGUGUGGCGUCCUCUUGUUCUCUGCGCUUUCACUGGGAGCUACAAUCCUGAGCUGCUAGUAAUCAGCCAUCUUGAAUCUCUCUCCUCUUUCUUUUUUCAAGGGAGAUUCCUAGGUAUCACCUGACCUGUAAUAUCCCCAGGUAAUUCUGGUUGCAGCCAGUUUUAAGGGCUGUUUGAUUUCAUUGUAAAGGGUACUAAUUAAAGUAGUGGUUAAAAAUAUAAGUUAUGGAGCCAGGCACGGUGGCUCAUGCCGGUAGCACUUUGGGAGGCUAAGGUGGAUGGAUCACCUGAGGUCAGGAAUUCGAGACCAGCUUGGGCAACAUGGAGAACCCCAUCACUACUAAAACUACAAAAAUUAGCUGGUAUGCCUCUGUAAUCCAAGCUACUUGGGAGGCUGAGGGAGAAGAAUUGAUUGAACCCAGGAGGUGGGGGUUGCAGUGAGCUGAGAUGUUGCCACUGCAUUCCAUUCUGGGCAACAGAGCAAGACUCGGUCUCAAAAAAAAAAAAAAAGAAAAAGAAAAAACGAGUUAUGGGAUCAGACUGCCUCAGUUUAAACUCCAAUUUUAUCAUUUACUAUAGUUCUGUGAGCUCGGGAAAGUCAGUCUCUUACAGCUUCAGCUUCUUCAUUGGUAAAAUAAAGAUAAUAGUAAAGUCAUUACUUUAUAGAGUAGUUGUGAGAAGUGAAUGAGCUAAUUAACGUUAAGUACCUAACAGGGUAACAACUCUUCAAUUAUUUUUAAUUAUUAUUUCUUAUAGAGUAGUUAUGAGAAGUGAAUGAAAAAAUUAAUGUUAAGCACCUAACAGAGUAACAACUCUUUAUUUUUAAUUAUUUUUUUUGAGAUAGAGUCUCAAUCUGUUGCCUAGGCUGGAGUGCAGUGGUGCCAUCUCGGCUCACUGCAACCACCACAUCCUGCGUUCAAGUGAUUCUCCUGCCUCAGCCUCCUGAGUAGCUUGGACCACAGGCACGUGCCACCAUGUCCGGGUAAUUUUUGUUUUUUUUAGUAGAGAUGGGGUUUCACCAUGUUGGCCAGGCACAUCACGAAUUCCUGUCCUCAAGUGAUUCACCUGUCUUGGCCUCCCAAAGUGCUGGGAUUACAGACGUGAGCCACUGCACUCAGCAAAUUAUUGAAUGAUUGUUUUCAUAAUCAUUUACUUUAGCAGUCUCUGAACUUUGUGCUUCUGUCUAUAAAAACUGUUUGUACAUGCAUCCCAACAUGUAUAUGUGUAUGUGUAUGUGUGUGUGUGUGUGUGUGUGUGUGUGUGUGUAUAUUUUUUUUUUUGAGACGGAGUUUCGCUGUUGUUACCCAGACUGGAGUGCAAUGGCACGAUCUUAGCUCACUGCAACCUCCGCCUCCCAGGUUCAAGCAAUUCUCCUGCCUCAGCCUCCCGAGUAGCUGGGACUACAGGCACGUACCACCAUGCCCAGCUAAUUUUUGUAUUUUUAGUAGAGAAGGGGUUUCACCUUGUUGACCAGGAUGGUCUCGAUCUCUUGACCUCGUGAUCCACCUGCCUUGGCCUCCCAAAGUGCUGGGAUUAUAGGCAUAAGCCACUGUGCCUGGCCCCAGCAUGUAUAUUUUUAUGAAUUUUAUUUAUUUUUGUACCAAUGUUAUUUAAGUUAUACCAAAAACUACUUUAAACAUAAAAAGAAAUAAUUAGAACAUCUAAUUUUUUCUUUCCAUACUCCUGGGUUAUGCACCCUUCUCUGAAGAGCAUCAGUCCAUUUUUUCAGAGUAACUGCUAAAAUUUAGAGCUAAUAUAUUUCAAGCACCCAGCAAAACAUCUAUGCUUCCUAAGUGUUCAGCAAAUGGCAACUACAGCACUAUUAAUUACAAAUGUAAAGAGCAAUGUGGAACAUUGUUCCUAUGUUAAUUAUUAUUUUUAAUUAAAGUCAUUAUCAUAAUCAAAAGUGAUCUGCUAAGCCUCAUCUACAUUUAGAGGAUCAUUUUAAGGUCAUUAAUAAUCAAGUAGGUUUAAUAGGCACUGGAAAAGCCUUCAAGUAAUUCCAUUAUCUGUAAAAAUUAUUACCGGCACUCAAAACAAUUACUGUAUGGUUGACUAAUUCUGAUAAAGCUAAAGUUUUGUGAGGAUGAAAGAACACUCUUUUCUCCUCUUCUCUGAGAUGGGUAAUAGAGGCUUAUGAUGGUGUGCAACCCCUAUCAAAGCUCUUCUAAACCUGCUCUAAGCCUUGGCCACUCAGCAGAGGACCUCCUCCUGGCUUUGUUGGCCUGGCAUUUUGAAACCUCGGCUGCUCUCUACUCUACCACACAACUUCUCUAGAAGUCUUUCUCCUCCUGUCAUUCCUUUUCCAAGAAAUAAGUCUCUUCCUUUUCCCCUGUACUUGUUUCCAUUCCCAUUCCAUGCUCCACUAAUCCAUCCAAAUAGCUCCUCUAUUUUUUCUCUCUCCUUCUCUAUCUAUUGAUAUGCUCAGGGGUACAACAAUUCUGAAAUACACUUUUCCCAACCUGGCUGCACCCAAAACUACAUUGCCUCUCUUUCCUUUCCUCCCCAAGUUCUUCAAAUACUAGUUGUAUCUCUUGCUUUCACUUUCUGAGCACACUCAGACCUUAACCUACUAUAAUCUAGCUCUCCUUUCCUGACCAUACUGCAGAAAUUAAACUCUGAGAAGCACCAUUGUCUUACUAUCGAAUAAAUAUAUCCAAUGGCUUCUUCUCAUUUUCACUCCUCUCCUUUUCUGUCAAUUGACACAAAACUCAUGACUAAUUUUCUUCACAAAAAAACACUUUCUUCGUCCAUAGUUUACUGAUAAAGGAAAUUUGGUCUUCAUCACUACAGUUGUUUCUUAGGUUUCUUUCACUGGCUCUUCUUCCAAACCCUUAAAAAUGGAAGUUUCUAAAGACUCUAUAUUUAGAUUUCUUCUAGGGCCACACCUAUUAUUAUUAAUUGUGACUUUAUGUAGUCUAUCCUGGUAGAGAAGUCAUAAUUCUGUAGCCAGUCUCAGAAACUUUGUCUUGAAUUUUCAACUGUUUACUAGACACCCAGGUGUUUUAUCAAAAUCCCAAACACAGCAUAUGCAAAACUCAAAUCAUUUCCCCCAAAACCAACUCCCCUUCCUGGCUUCCUAUUUCUAUGGAUAUGACUUACCCUGAUUUAAACCCUAGAAUUGUUCUUGAGUUCCCCUCUCUCUUAAACUUCAUUCUACUUCAAUCUUAAAUUAUAAAUGUAAAAUCAUACAGAUGCUAUCUCGGCUAAUUCCCACGUCAUGCCAUUAUUGUUUUGCCCUGCAUUUCUAUAAAUGACCAACUAAAUAGUAUCCCCAAUUGAGUUCACUUUUUGAUACAAUGAUGCCUGAUUAAGCUUCUUAAUGUCCAGCUUUCAUCAUCUGCUGACUCAGAAAGUAUUAGGGAGACUUCACUGCACAGACUUAAGAGUAAACUUUACACCCUGGAUUUCAAAGCCCUAAAAAUGCAAUUUCCGACUACUUUUCUAAACAUACCCUACUCUAUACCAAAUUGUAUUUCUUUUUUUUUUUUUGAGACCGAGUUUUGCUCGUUACCCAGGCUGGAGUGCAAUAGCAUGAUCUCGGCUCACCGCAACCUCCGCCUCCUGGGUUCAGGCAAUUCUCUUGCCUCAGCCUCCUGAGUAGCUGGGAUUACAGGCAUGCGCUAUGAUGCCCAGGUAAUUUUUUGUAUUUUAGUAGAGACGGGGUUUCACCAUGUUGACCAGGAUGAUCUUGAUCUCUUGACCUCGUGAUCCACCCGCCUUGGCCUCCCAAAGUGCUGGGAUUACAGGCAUGAGCCACCGUACCCAGCCCAAAUUGUAGUUCUUAAAAAUCUUAUCUUAAGCCAAUUUUCUGAUUUGGAUUCCAAGUCAAGUCCUCCUACCUUAUUAGCUUCUACUUCUCUAUACUCUUUCUUGAUCUCUUGACCUCAUGAUCCACCCGCCUUGGCCUCCCAAAGUGCUGGGAUUACAGGCAUGAGCCACCGUGCCCAGCCCAAAUUGUAGUUCUUAAAAAUCUUAUCUUAAGCCAAUUUUCUGAUUUGGAUUCCAAGUCAAGUCCUCCUACCUUAUUAGCUUCUACUUCUCUAUACUCUUUGCCACUUUUUCUAUAUUCUCCAAAUUUGAAACAUUCGAGAUCCUCAAAAUUCAAAUCUCUUUUCUAGCUAUACUUCCUCCCAGAGAACACCAUAUAUAUGCCAAUGAUUCCCAAGUUUAUACCUCUAGCUCACCUAGCUCCCUAGAACUUUAGACUCAAAUAUCCUAUCGCCUACUCAUCAUCUUCAUUUGGAUGUCAGACAGACAUCUCAAACUUCAGAUGCCCAAACUUGAACUCCUGAUUCCCCUUUGCAGUCUUUCCCAUCUCAAUAAAUGUCAAUUCCAUCAGUCCAAUUAUUAAGGCCAACAUCCUUAGUCACCUUUGAUUUCUCUCUCUCUUACAUCCAAACCAUCACCAAAUCCUACUGGCUCUACCUUCACAGUAUACCCAGAGUCCAACCACAUCUAUCCACUUUUACUGCUACCAUGUUUGUUGAAGUCCCUGUACCUCUCACCUAGAUUAUUCAAAAUAAGCAUCCUAACUGAAUGCUUCACCAUUUGACCCUACCUUCUUUUAUCUAGUCUCAAAACAGCAAAGAAAAUUCCUGUUAAAAUGAAAGACAACUUAUGCCAUUCCUCUACCCAGUAGAUACUCCAAUGACUUCCUAUCUCACUUGAGUCACAGCCUAAAUCUUCAAAAUGGCCCACCUCCAUGAUCUGACACCCACCCUACCCACCUCUCUCCCACUUCCUCUGAUAAUGUCAUCUCUUACUUGCUCUCCUCAGCUUGCUCAUUAUUUCAAAGUACUUCAUAUUCCUUGCUAUUCCUCAAACAUACCAAAGCACACUUUACAUUUGCUGUUUCCUACGCAUAAAUGACCACUGCCCCUUACUGGAUAUCAUCAUAGAUUUCUCCCUCACUUCUUGCAUUUCUGAUUAAGUCAUUUUUCCAGUUAGAACUUCCCUGCCUGCCUUAAAAUGUUCCAUUUUUGUUUUCUCCAUAGCCCUUGCACAAUUAACUAUUGCCACAAUAAAGAUAGUAAAAACUCACCCCCAAAUUAAAUGGCUUCAAACAUUUAUUCUCAGGGAUCUGUGAGUCAGCUGGGGAGGUUCUGCUAAUCGAGGCUGAGCAACUCCCUGCAAGUUGUGUUGCAAGACAAGCUCUGCUUCUCACAGUAGAUCUGUGAAUGAACUGGGACAGCUCAGCUUCAUGUGUGUUUAUUCUGGGAUGCGGGGCAAUGACAAUGGCAGAGGCACAAAAGAACAAGCAGAAACACACAAAGCCUCUUAAGCAUAGACUCAGAAGCCAUACAAUGACUUCUUUCCCAGUCCAUUGGCCACAAGUCAAGGAAUGCAAAAGUGUAUCUCUUCUCUUUUAGUGGAAGGAACUGCAAAGUAAUGUGAGAAAAGGUAUGCAUAUAGAAAGGAGUGCAGAAUUGGGGCUAAUAAUACAAUUUACCACAUCAUAGCAUCAUCUGACAUCCCAUGUUUUUACUUGUUUUUUGUUGCUGUUGUUUUAGACAGGCUCUUGCUCCGUCAUCCAGGCUGGAGUGCACUGGUGUGACCACAGUUCACUGGAGCCUUGAAAUCCUGGGCUCAUGCAAUCCUCCCACCUCAGCCUCUCAAGCAUCUAAGACUAUAAGCAUGCACCACUACACCUGGCUACUUCUUUUAAAAAAAGUUUUUUUCAGAGAUGGGGGUCUCACUAUGUUUUCCAGACUGGUCUUGAACUACUGGCUUCAGGUUAUCCUUCUACUUUGGCUUCCCAAAGUCCUGGGAUUAUGAGUGUGAGCCUCAGUGCCUGCCUAUUUACUUAUUUAUUUGCUAUCUUUUCUUACUAGAUACUUCAUAAGGGUAGAAACUCUGUUUCAUUCACUACUUUAUCCCCAGUAUUUAGAACUGAGCCUGAACCUAGAAGGUAGUUGAUAAGUAUACUGAAUGGACAAAUUCAUGUACAUAGUUAUUCAGUAUGGCCACUGUAUGUCAGGAGCUAUGCUAGGUGCUAAAGAUACAAUGGUAAAUAAGGCACAUAGUGAAUGUCCUCAGGACAAAGUCUGAUAGCCUAGUGUGGACACGAAUAGACAGACAAUUAUAAACAAUGCUAAUAAUCAUUUUCAAAUAGCUAACAAUUAUUGAGCAUUUACUACAUUCCAGGCAUUUUUCUAAGAGGUACAGAUUAAUUAAUUUACUGAACCAACUCAACCUUAUGAGGUAAAUACUAUUAUUAUCCCACUUUUAUAGAGAAGGAAACUGAGGCACACGUUACAUAAAUCAAGGUCACACAAGUAGGAAAUGUUGGAGUCAAAAUUCAAAUGAUAGUGGUCUGGUUCCAGAACCAACAUGCUACGCUGCCUCACCAAGACAAGGGCUAUCUCAGAGACUGCAGGUUGCUCUGGAUGCAAAGAGAUGAAUGGACGGACACUCUAUUCAAUUAGGAGGCUGGGAAGAGAAGGGUCAAGAAAAUCUAGCCUAAGAAAGAAGUGGCUUUGGUUUUCAUAAUAAAAAACAACCUCACUUUAUCAAAUCUACAGUCAACACUAAGGUGCACCCCAACGUCAGAUAAAAAAUGUGAAAAAAUGGCCAGUGACAACUGUAUAAUGCCACUGAUUCUAAAAUGCACAAUUUUUAGAAUAAAAAAAUGACAAAGUGUGCAACCUGUAUGAACACUUGCUAUCUGCUGCCUCUAUAUACCACACAUACAUGCACACACAUAAGUGUAUGUAUAUAUGCUAACAUAUAUGCUAAUGUAGUCUUGUCUU
Callithrix jacchus (white-tufted-ear marmoset) is the source of this 13843-nucleotide messenger RNA. It is a transcript of the gene CC2D2A, whose product is annotated as coiled-coil and C2 domain containing 2A. Gene Ontology annotation, biological process: non-motile cilium assembly; protein localization to ciliary transition zone. The record is from RefSeq and is a predicted model, not a curated record. Lineage: Eukaryota; Metazoa; Chordata; Mammalia; Primates; Cebidae. Gene Ontology annotation, cellular component: ciliary transition zone.